AUGAGGUUAACCCGUGGCCAUAUGGCCUCAACCUUUAUCGAAACAGUUAAUAUCAAUUUGGAGGAUUUCUCUGAAACAUUUUUGACCUGUGCUACAUGCUUGUGCACUUACGAUCAGGAACAAAAAAAAGCGAAGCUUCUUUCGUGUUCUCAUACUGUAUGUUUGGAAUGUCUGCUACAUAUGGAGCAGCUGCCGCAGGUGAUUGAAACAGGUGUCGUGCGUUGUCCUCUUUGUCGUGAGAUGAUUACUAUACCUUCGGGUGGCUCGAAUGCAUUCCCUUCUUCAUUUCUCAUUAACCAACUUCUUGAUUUGAUGCAGAAACAGCGGAAAGACGUUGUACCCAACUGUUCAGUACAUCAACAAGAGCAACUGCUCUAUUGUGAGGCAUGCGAUCUCGUUUUUUGUCAACAUUGUGAUUCUCUUUCCACGCGUGACUGCUCUGAUCAUACAGUAAUUCCUUUUUCAAUUGCAAUAAAGCGCCUAUCGGAAAUUGUUGUAUAUAAAGCGAAUCAGUGUGUUGUAAGCUUGAAUACGGCUGCAGCUAAUGUAAAAUUCGAGACUUUGCAGUUGGAUCGAAAUGUUGAUAAUGUCGUAGAUGGACUAAAUGCAUCUUUUCAGGAAAUAUGUCAGUUGGUGGAGAAUCGACGUCAAAGAGAAUUAGGAAUUUGCGAAGUGGAUGUACGUGAAAUAGGAGUACGUGCGAGACGUGUUAUGGCAGCUACUGAAGAAGCACUUGCUCUAACAGAACCUCGUGAAAACGCUUUCUUGAAACUACAUAUGGAUACCAAAAAACUUCUAUUUGAGAUCGAGAAGUCACUUAGUCAGUUUGGCGCAGUAUCCGGUUCAACAACGUUUCCAGGACAGUGUGUUAUAGAACUGUUGGAUACAUCCGGUGUAUGUACGGAAACCCAUCUAAUGUUGACAACAUACGAUGUUAGCGGUAAACGCCGAAAUAAUGGUGGUGACCCAGUAAGAGUAGAAGUUGUGAAGGCGAAAUUGGGACGGCAAACUUCAGGUGAAAGUGUUGAUGAAAAAGUUGAAAUAAUUGAUGCAACAAUAAAAGACGAAGAGGAUGGAACGUACUCCAUUUGUUUCAAAGCUUACGAACCAUGUGAAUACUUGAUUUGUGUAACGAUUUUUGGUCGGCCAGUAAAAAAUAGCCCUUUUUCCGUAAAUGUAAGUAGCCAUCAUUGCCCAAAAUGGCAUUUCGGGUCUCAUGGAGCAGGAGCACUUCAGCUGAAUCAGCCAGUAAAAGUAUUUCAGGAUAUAAGGGAACAAAUUUAUAUUCUGGAUACUGGCAAUAAUCGAAUAAAAGUUCUGAAUGUAAACGGAGAAUUUCUGAGGGAUAUGAAAGGUGAGGGAAUCAAAGGUGGUAGUACCAUUGGCAUGUCAGUUUUACAGUCCGGUGAUAUUUUAACCUUAAAUUGGAGAACCAAAGAAUUAUAUAGAUCUGAUUCUUCUGGAGGACUUCUUCAGACCAUGAGUUUUACCGAAUUUGCUGAACCUGUUGAUCUUUGUGUUGACACCCAUGGACGAUACAUAAUUGCUGAUACCGCGUGUGCUAAGGUGUUUGUUUUUGAUAGUGCAUUUCGUCCACUGUUCAGCUUUAGCGUGACAACUCACGCAGGCCUGUCCCCCAUAACAUGUGUUUGUAUAGGUCUUAAUGAUGAUAUUCUUGUGGGUACCUGUACUGCUCUACUAUUAUAUGACGGAGGAGGCCAUUUUAUGCGUGAAAUAUCGUUAUGCUCAACCACACAUCCUGUCCGAAUUAUGGUUCUAGCAUGUUCUGUGUGUCCGCUAACGGGCAACAUUGUUUCGGCCGUCGUGGAUUCAAAGAAAAAUCGAGCCUACCUCGUUGUUUGCCAGUAUAAGGGUAAUUUCUUAUUUUCUAUGGAUAGUUAUGGAUCACGUCUGAAACGUCCCAGUGGUGUUUUUAUUGCUUCCACACUUAAGUGGAAUGGAAUGUGUUUUGUCGUUGAUUCAGCCACCCACUCUGUAAAGGCUUUUCGUUAUAAAUAG
Brugia malayi is the source of this 2019-nucleotide messenger RNA. RefSeq lists its product as uncharacterized. The transcript is spliced from 13 exons. The coding region runs from base 1 to 2019 and encodes 672 amino acids. Gene Ontology annotation, molecular function: protein binding; zinc ion binding; ubiquitin-protein transferase activity. Gene Ontology annotation, biological process: positive regulation of DNA-templated transcription. Gene Ontology annotation, cellular component: chromatin; nucleoplasm. The record is from RefSeq and is a predicted model, not a curated record. NCBI's taxonomy places the organism in Eukaryota, Metazoa, Nematoda, Chromadorea, Rhabditida, Onchocercidae.